Messenger RNA from Pleurotus ostreatus (oyster mushroom), 1191 nucleotides. It is a transcript of the gene TIF1, whose product is annotated as translation initiation factor eIF4A. Bases 1 to 1191 code for a protein of 396 amino acids. The record is from RefSeq and is a predicted model, not a curated record. NCBI's taxonomy places the organism in Eukaryota, Fungi, Basidiomycota, Agaricomycetes, Agaricales, Pleurotaceae. Gene Ontology annotation, molecular function: ATP binding; RNA binding; RNA helicase activity. The transcript is spliced from 7 exons.
AUGUCAACUGAAGAACUUCAAGAUGUCGCUGAGAAUGAGAUCGAGUCCAACUGGGACCAGGUCGUAGACAACUUCGACAAUAUGGAUCUGAAGCCGGAGCUUCUUCGAGGUAUUUAUGCCUACGGUUUUGAGCGCCCUUCCGCCAUCCAGCAGAGGGCUAUCGUCCCCGUAGUCAAAGGCCAUGAUGUGAUCGCGCAAGCCCAGUCCGGAACUGGCAAGACCGCCACAUUCUCUAUUUCAAUUCUUCAACAGCUGGAUAUGUCUAUUAAAGGAACCCAGGCGCUCAUUCUCGCGCCGACGCGUGAGCUUGCGCAGCAAAUCCAAAAGGUCGUCAUCGCUCUCGGCGAUUACAUGAACAUUGAAUGCCACGCCUGCGUUGGUGGUACAAACGUUCGGGAGGAUAUGGCCAAACUCCAGGAGGGUGUGCAGGUGGUUGUUGGAACGCCCGGACGAGUGUUCGAUAUGAUCAACCGUAGGGCGCUCAGGACCGACCACAUCAAGAUCUUCUGUCUCGACGAAGCCGAUGAGAUGCUGUCUCGCGGUUUCAAAGAUCAGAUCUACGAGGUCUUCCAGCUGCUGCCCCAGGAUAUCCAGGUUGUCCUCUUGUCCGCCACGAUGCCCGCGGAGGUCUUGGAGGUUACCAAGAAGUUCAUGCGUGAACCAGUCCGAAUCCUGGUUAAGAGGGAUGAGUUGACGCUCGAAGGUAUCAAGCAGUUCUAUAUCGCCGUGGAGAAGGAGGAAUGGAAGCUGGACACCCUCUGUGAUUUGUACGAGACGGUCACCAUUACCCAAGCCGUCAUUUUCUGUAACACAAGACGAAAGGUCGACUGGUUGACUGAGAAGAUGCACGGUCGUGAAUUCACUGUCUCUGCCAUGCACGGCGACAUGGAACAAAAGCAGCGCGAGGUCCUCAUGAAGGAGUUCCGCUCGGGCUCUUCUCGUGUUUUGAUUACAACUGAUCUACUCGCCCGCGGUAUCGAUGUCCAACAAGUUUCGCUUGUUAUCAACUACGAUCUGCCCACCAACCGUGAAAAUUACAUCCAUCGUAUCGGUCGUGGCGGUCGCUUCGGUCGCAAGGGUGUUGCCAUCAAUUUCGUCACCACUGAGGAUGUGCGGAUGUUGAGAGAGAUUGAGCAAUUCUACAACACUCAAAUCGAUGAGAUGCCGCUCAACGUCGCCGAUUUGAUUUAA